UAACCAUUCGCCGAUCACUGUUCCCAUCAUUCCCACUUCUUUGGUCCAAGACAAGACAAGAAAAUCCUCUCUUUCUCUCUCACCCCCCAUACUUCACUCAAAAAGAGAGUAAGACCCAAAACCAGUAACAAUGGUGAAGGCGCUAAGCAAGAGAGGAGCAGCCAAAGAAGUAGAAGAACAAGGUCCCAACAACGUCAAUGAUGGAGCAGCAGAGUACGAGAAGCAAAGAGCGGAGAGAAUCAGAGAGAACAAGGAGAGAAUGCAGAAACUGGGCAUUCUCGAACUUUCCAAGAAGAUCAAUACUGCAAAUGCCCCUUCCAAGAAACCACCACCGAAACCCACUCCUCAAAGAGACCGCCAGCCAUUGUCAACUGACCCACCUCGCCGCUCUUUUAGGUUGAAGGAUAAGCCUCCAGUUAGUUACAAUGAACGUAGGACUCCCAACAAGGAGAAGAUAUCAAUAGAGGAUUUGGAGAUUAACAUAGCAGAAGGUGAAAACCCCGAAUUCUACACGGAGGAACAAGAAAAGCUUUUAGGUGAUUGCCAGAAUGCUUGGACUCUCUAUGUUGAUGGUUAUGAUGAAGACGGCCAGCGCAUAUAUGAUCCUGAUAACGGCAAGUCAUGCCAUCAGUGCAGGCAGAAAACUCUUGGUCAACACACUGAGUGCAGCAAGUGCAAGCUGGUUCAAGGACAGUUCUGUGGAGAUUGCCUGUGCAUGAGGUAUGGGGAGAAUGUCAUUGAAGCAAAUGAAAAUCCAAACUGGAUAUGCCCCGUCUGCCGAGGAAUCUGUAAUUGCAGUCGAUGCAGGCGCGAAAAGGGGUAUGCACCAACUGGUGCUAUUUAUAGAAAGGUAGUUCGUCUUGGUUACAAAUCUGUGGCACAUUACCUUGUGACAACGCGAUUGCUGAGUGACCAGGAAGACUUAAGAUCUGCGGAUUCACCUUCGGGAAAGAGUAUAGUGCCAUGCGCUGAGUUUGCAGAUACUCUUUCAACUUUUCAAACUGACGAUAACAAAGAUUUGAAGGGGGGAGAAUGUACAGAGACUGGCCAUGAUGAUGAAUAUUCCGAUCAAGAAGAGUCAGCAAGUGAAACAAUGAUAGAAAACAAGAAUGAUCUAUGCCUGACAGAGUGAAAAGGAACACACCCCUACAUGUAUAUCAGACUUGAUGCAGAAGCUUUAGAAAAUAUAAUAUCAACAAAAUGCUAAUUUUUGAUCUACAAGGGCUAGAAGUAGUAUGUCGCUAUUCCUCAGUCUAAUCAGCAGCUCGGUUAGAAGGAUUAACUUCUUUUUCCGCUUGUGUAUACCAUUGUAAGCUUCCCAAGGGAGAAAAAGGCUGUGUUUUCGUUAUAUGCAUCUUUUUAUUUAUUGCUA
Messenger RNA from Nicotiana attenuata, 1372 nucleotides. RefSeq names its product cell division cycle-associated 7-like protein. The transcript is spliced from 5 exons. The record is from RefSeq and is a predicted model, not a curated record. Gene Ontology annotation, cellular component: nucleus. NCBI's taxonomy places the organism in Eukaryota, Viridiplantae, Streptophyta, Magnoliopsida, Solanales, Solanaceae. Gene Ontology annotation, biological process: regulation of DNA-templated transcription. The coding region runs from base 131 to 1132 and encodes 333 amino acids.